UAAUUUUUGAACGGCGUAAAAUUAAUUCAUUCCGAAACAUGAUAAAAAUUUUAAAAGUUACGGAAUUUAAAUCUUGUUCUUUUGUUUUUUAAACACAUAUAACUUCACUUUCAGUAAUUCUUUAAUAAAAAAAGACUCAAAUCGUGUAAAUUAAUAUAACCCUAUUUUUGAAUCUUUAUAAAUGUCACACGAAAAAAAUAAUAUUCACGAUUUGUCGAAUUAUUAGUUACAAAUGCAUUCUAAAUUUAGAGAACAUGAAGUUCUGACUUCCUCUUAUGAUUCGCAAUAGUGAUGGCUCUGCACGUUCUUCAAGAUUAAGAGAUCGAACAUUAGUACGUGCACAAAUUUCUGGGAUAGCUGACCUUCAGAAAAUAUAUUCUAUCGGAGAAAUAUUGGGAAAGGGAAAUUUUGGAACUGUGGUGAAGGCUCUUCACAAAGAGAGUCAUGUAUUUUGGGCUAUCAAAAUCGUUAACAAGAGAGAGGCCGGAGAAUCAACAGUCAGGUUGGUGGAACGUGAAAUGCUUAUUUUAAGAUUGGUGAAGCAUCCGAAUAUUAUUGAUCUUGAUUGUGUUUAUGAAUCACCUAAGACUAUUUAUUUGGUCUUCGAUUUAUGUAUGAGCAAUCUAGCAAAAUUUUUCGAGAGAAAAAAAAAGCGAUUCGAGGUGGAAGAAACUGUAAAAAUUAUUCGUAGUUUAGCCAGCGCAUUAGCAUAUUUACACAAAAACGGUAUUGUCCAUCGUGACCUAACAUUAGAAAAUAUCCUAAUAGCCCAUAAGAUAGAAGCUGGCGAGAAGAUUCAGAUUAAAGUUUCAGAUUUUGGACUAAGUGCCAUGAGAGGAGGUCCUGGGCACGAGAACAUGUUACAUGAAUUUUGCGGCACUCUUGCUUAUAUGGCUCCUGAAGUGAUAGCGACGAAAUCGUACAGUCAACAAUGUGACGUUUGGUCCAUGGGUGUUAUUAUGUACGUCUUAAUGUUUGGAAUGUUCCCAUUUUUCUCUCAUGAUCAGCAUAAACUUUGCAAACUGAUUAGAAAAAGUGAAAUCAAUUUCUGUGAAUUACCUUGUUCUGAAGAAGCUCGCAAUUUAGUGAGUAAAUUGCUCGAAAAAAAUCCUGCAUUUCGGAUAACAGCUGCAGAAACGGAACAACAUCCUUGGAUUUCGGGUGCUGCAAUAACAUUAAAGACACCAUCUUCAAAUGUUUUUCACAUGAUGCGGAUGUGGAAAAAUGAAAUGUUGGAAAGCACAACGGAAGGUGGCCCUUCAAAUUUAGAUAGUUCAAAAUUAAUUAAAACUGCAUGUACCAAAGAAGGUUUGACUUUAUUUGACUGGAAUCACAGUUCUGCUCAUUUGAGUGUUUCAAAAUCUGUUAAACCAAAAAUUUGGUUGCAACCUCCAAAAACAGCACCUUCUCUUGACACGCGACCUACUACCAGUGAAGGUCAGUCUUUGGGGAGAAGUAUGACUCGAAGCUAUGCUAAUUUUGAUACAUCAACUUCUUCUGAUUCAAGCCCUGGAGAUCACACCAGUUCGUUUUUGAAGCAACGUUUAGAAAAAAAUCUACGAAGAAAUUUCAAGUUGCCAGAUUUUAGCUAUGUGUCAGCAAAGGUGGAUACAAACCUAAAAGCACCAAAAAAAUGAUCAAGAAAAAUAGCUAUUAAAAUUUGAUUUAAAAAUCGCUUCUAUAUUGAAAAUAAAUUAAUUUUAUUAUUUGAUUUUUUAA
Messenger RNA from Belonocnema kinseyi, 1719 nucleotides. RefSeq names its product serine/threonine-protein kinase 33-like. Gene Ontology annotation, molecular function: protein serine/threonine kinase activity; ATP binding. NCBI's taxonomy places the organism in Eukaryota, Metazoa, Arthropoda, Insecta, Hymenoptera, Cynipidae. Gene Ontology annotation, biological process: mitotic DNA damage checkpoint signaling; protein phosphorylation. The coding region runs from base 276 to 1637 and encodes 453 amino acids. The transcript has 8 exons. Gene Ontology annotation, cellular component: cytoplasm; nucleus. The record is from RefSeq and is a predicted model, not a curated record.